AUGAGCAGAACCGGCCUCCCCAGCGGCGGACCGUCGUCAGGCCGCUCCGAACGAGACUACGGACUUUACAGAGGGGACAAUGCCUCACUGAAAACCGUGUCAAGCGCCGGAUACUCUUCCUCCCGGGAGCGUCGCGCUGGUGGCUACGGCGGGUUCUAUGAAAACGGUUCCGCGGCUUCAUCAGCCUCUUUCCAGAGCUCCGAACAACAAUUCCGCCCCUCUUCCCGCCCGCGGCGGUAUGAUACUGAAACGGGAACCGCGGGGAGUAUUGGUGGUGGUAGAGACGAAACGAGAUACGGUGAUCGUGGAAAGAGUCAGGAUAGGAAUAGGUCCGAUGCUACCUCUGGAAGGAGUGGACCGCAACCGAUCGACGAUGUCCUCCGAAUGAUACAACAGGAUUGGGAGUUUAUGGCCGCCGAUGACUGCAUACCCGUUCAAGUUGGCUUGCAGUUGAUGGACUCAAGUACUCUGGGCAAGGCGGAUCGAGAGCCCGAUUUCAUACGCACAUAUAAGCAAAUACAAAAAUCUUUGAAAUCGAUUGUCAAUGAACAUCACCAGGGCUUCAAUAGUUCUAUUGGAACAUAUCAUACUAUCCAGUCAAGUAUCCAAAGUUCCCAAAACCGCCUUCGAAUACUAAAAGGGACCCUGGCUGAAGCUAAAGCGGGGCUACUUACAACGAAGCCAGAGUUGAAAGGACUUGCGACGGCUUCUCAGAAUUACGAUGAUAUACUACAAUUAUUCAGCCAGAUCGAAAAUAUCCAAUCAUUACCGGAAAAGCUAGAAGCACGUGUAUCGGAAAAGAGAUUUAUUGCUGCGGUAGAAAUCCUCAAAGAUGCGCUGCGGCUUGUGAAUAAGCCGGAGUUUGACGGAAUCGGAGGUCUUCGAGAUUUGCGAACAUAUUUCAGCAACCAGGAAUUAUCGUUGACAGAUAUCCUGAUCGAGGAGCUACACGAUCAUUUGUAUCUUAAAUCUCCGUAUUGCCAGGACCGCUGGAAGCUGACAACCGGUGACGAAGCCAAAGAUGGACCAAAACCACCAGGUCUAAGUAAUGUGACACAUUGGGAUAGACCAGUUUACCAUUUUCUAGCCAACCUGGAUAUGAAGACACCCGUUGCGGAAGAUGCCUCGCGUAAUCCGGAGACUGAUACUUUCCAUUAUAUACGCGUGGUCAUCGAGGCGUUAAACAAAAUGGGCAAUCUUGAACUUGCUGUCGAUCGGAUCGAACAACGGCUUCCGGUUGAGCUUUUCGCUAUUGUUGAUAAGACAGGCUCCGAAGUCGCAGCCCGCUAUCCUGACCAUAGAAGAAGUCAACAGCCACGAGACAGCACGGUUCGUUGCAUGCCUAACGAACUGGGUGGAGACAGGGGAUAUGUUCUGUCAGAAUUUAUGUGGAAUCUUUAUGCGAAAUUCGAGGCUAUUGCUGAAGGCCACCGCAUCGUACAUGAUGUCGUUGCGGGAAUUGUGGAGCGGGAAAACAUUCGGAAGUCUGGGUCGCUCACAAGUGGUUUCAAGGAGUUGUGGAAACUGUACCAAAGCGAGAUUCGGUCCCUUUUGCACGAUUACCUAGCUACAGAUGGAGAAGUCAGCUAUCGGGCUCAAUCUAAUAUCUCUGAUGAUAAACACACACAGACAUCUAACAAAAGAGAUAGAACGAAGAAAUUGUUCAAACUCUCCGAAGUAGAUGAGAAAUCAUCGGAUAUGAAAGCUGAACAGAACGAACUAGAGGAGAUCCUGAGAUCAUCAGUGCCCGGCCUGGUGUCGAAAUCCCGCCAAAAAACAUCUACCACUGACUCAUCCAGAUCAAGGCAAGAAAAUUCUGGGACCGGACACAAGCUCCUGAUCGAACCCAGCGUUUUUAAUAUGAGUCUACUUCUUCCUCCAUCCCUCUCUUUCAUUCAACGAUUGAAAGACAUUGUCCCUCUCACUUCGGAUAUCGUCAUGAGCACCCUUACCUCCUUCCUCGAUGACUUCCUGAUCAAUGUUUUCCAGCCACAGCUGGAUGAAGCUGUAACAGACCUCUGCGCGAUGACUUUUAUUGCACUAGAUGCAUUUACCGAGGAUCCGCAGUGGACAAGGGUUUCACGACGGCCCAUUUUUAAAGGAACAGUUGCGUUCAUGGAACUUGUCAAAACGUUUUGCAAAAUGCUCAACAGAAUUCCUCAUGAUCAGGCUUUCACACAGUUGGUUAUACACCAGAUUGUAACUUAUUAUGAUAAAUGUUAUGGCAUGUACAAAGCACUGGUUGCGCGUGUCUCUGCUCAACAUACCGGAGGGCUACACUCGAAAGCUGCUGCUGCAUACGCUGAAUCUGGGGAAAUUCGAGAAACCACAGAAAAGCUGUGGGAAUGCACCGAUGACAAGCAACGACAGGAAUUGAUAGCUAAAGAAAUCGAUCUCCUUAUAAAAUACACGAACGAAACGCCUCUAGAGUCGUAUGACAUCGUUUCGGACCCCAAAACCGUGUUCUCGCUAUCUCUCCUUUACAACAGCAUGCAAUGGCUUGUCAACAGCCUCUCGCGACUACGCCAUAUAACAACCCACGAAACAGACUCGAACCGGCUCCAAUCUACCGGUCGAAUCCCCCUCAGACGGCGCUGGACGCUCCUCUCCUCCAUGAAUCACAAUCGCGACAGCUCUAGCAUCCCGAAUAACCUCCCCAUGACCGAAGACUCCGUUAUUAUCUUCGAUACCACCUUGCAAUCUCUUCAGGAUCUCGCCCUAACGGCUUUACUAACCCUACACAUCGACAUCCGCUGUGGCGCUAUCCACAUGGUCACCCGCAGCCUCUCAAGCAACACAUCCCCUUCCGCCCUCCCAGCCACCCCACCAUCCUCCACAAAAGCUACAGAGUUGCCACACGUCUUAUUAGCCCCGCCAUCUUCCGCCUCGCCCGCAAUCAUCGAACUGAAUAACGACCUAAUCAACUUUGACGCCAACGCCGCCAUGUACCUCGGCCCAAACGAAUGUCGCUUCAUAACCUCCGGCCUCGCACAGCUGAUCGACCGCGCCUUUAUCUCUGCAACACGCUUCAUAAGCGCGAUGAACCACAACGGCGCCCUCCGCCUCCAACUCGACGUGCUAGUCCUGCAACAGAAUCUGAAAAACAUCAUCGUACAUCCUUCACCACCACCGCCAUCCUCAUCCUCAUCCUCACACACCACCAAAGAAACCGCCACCAAAGGGCCCUCUUCGCAACCGGAGCUAGGACAAGAAGAGGAAGUCGUCGCCCUCCCCCGCUCCGCCAAGUUCCUCGACUGGUUCCUCGAUGGCGCGGAGAAAGCGCUCGAGAAUGCGCAGGCCGAGCAGGAAGAGUUCAAGACGCACGGGGCCGAGAAGGCGCUGCAGGCGGGCAAUGGGGAACCGUUUACGUAUGAGGAGAUGCGGGUGUUGGUGGAAUUGUGCUAUUCAGCGAUUCUGAAGGGACCUGCGGGCCGGGAGAGUAGUCGGGAGGACUUCUUGGCAGCGAAGAGGGCCUGUGGAGAUGCGUUGUUGAGGUUGAGACCCCCAACUCUCAUCGUGGAUGACCCUAUCUCCUCCCUCCACACCGGCUCAAACUCCCAUCGACCGAUUUUCCUAAAUACCCAACCUGUCCGUUCUGGAACGAAAUAA
Messenger RNA from Histoplasma capsulatum G186AR, 3609 nucleotides. RefSeq names its product Sec8 exocyst complex component specific domain-containing protein. The record is from RefSeq and is a predicted model, not a curated record. Gene Ontology annotation, cellular component: exocyst. The coding region runs from base 1 to 3609 and encodes 1202 amino acids. The transcript is spliced from 11 exons. NCBI's taxonomy places the organism in Eukaryota, Fungi, Ascomycota, Eurotiomycetes, Onygenales, Ajellomycetaceae. Gene Ontology annotation, biological process: exocytosis; Golgi to plasma membrane transport.